This is a messenger RNA of Durusdinium trenchii, 627 nucleotides long. The record is from the annotation of a GenBank genome assembly. Lineage: Eukaryota; Dinophyceae; Suessiales; Symbiodiniaceae.
GCAGUCUAAGUCGCCGCCAGACAAUGUGUUGCAGCAGCUACAAGCUGCAGGCAAACCCAAAGCACGCCCGACUCGCUGUGCUGCUUCUAUGGAGGAAGCUGAGACACAGCCAGUGGAGGCUGUGGUGGAUGAAAUGGAAAUCGCAGACACAGAUCCGGACUAUGUUCGCCAAGGCUCACAGGAGCUUGUUCCUGCAGGUGUCGCUCAGUUCAUGCCAACGAUGCCGCUUUCCCCGGGUCAGACUCCUUCUGUGGCUGUCAAUGUUGGCGCGGGUGGUUCGGUCAACUCCGUCACGCACCCAAAUGAAUACAAACGGCUUGCUCGUUUCAUGAAGUCUCAGCGAAACACUCAUUUGGUGGAGAUGGGAAAGAUGUGGAACAAAAGCUUGAGCGACAAGAACAAGUUGCUUAAAGAGUGGAUCAGUCACGGUGAAAACGCGGACAAGAUCGAAGCGUCGCUUCUUUUCAAGUUGGAGCACCAGGAUCGGGAAGGAGCUGAAGAGGAACAGUUGACUGUGGAGCAAAUGGAGAAGAUCCGGGCCACUGUGCAGAGGCAAGCAGGCACCAAGGAUGAAGAUUGCCCAACGAACCCGGCCCUUACUCGCUACUGGGUGGUGGUGAAACGCAG